GGCUACCACUCACUUAACUGUCUGUACACACCACAGCUGAGAUCUGUAACUGGAAUUCCGGUAGUUUCGGGCUGCAUUGUCAAAAUUUUCGUUUAAGGUCCUCGUCAUGCUCAUCAACGCCGUUCCCAUCCGUUGCAAAUUUCUCUGUGGAAUGCGGCGCCUACUCGCCACGACGCACAGGGUCCAGAUCAUGGCCAAAGCUGGAUGGAGCAGCCAUAGCGGCGACGACUGGGAGCCGAUUCCGAGCUGCAAGUUUCGUGCGGUCAACAAGCCCGUGUGUCAUCCCGUUGCCGUAGUUAGAGCCAAGUACUUUAAGCGGCCGACGAAAUGCAAGACGGAUGAGGAGCUGGCCAUGGAGCCGCGCAGCUCGCUGGGUGUCUACAUGCGCUGCGAUCCGCCGUACAGACCCUCGGUCAAGUGUCUCCACUCGUGCGGGGAGCGCCUCGACAAAACCAUGUACAGGCCGAGUCGUAGCCUGCACCGCGACUACCAGCAGCACUGGGCCGAGUGCGUCUACAGGAAGCCGAGACGCAAAAUCCGUGUCCUGCCGGCGGAAGUAUCGAAGCGGACGCCAAAAAAGAAGUGCGACGAACUCCUCAAGAGGGUGUGCCACGUCCAUGUUCGCCUCGAAUGCAAAAAGCUGGCGGAUUACAUUAACCGAAAGUGCCCGCGGGCGAGGCUGUGUCACUGUCCGCCUCCGGCCGGCAACACCACCUGCCGGCGCGCCCGAAAGCUAUCCAAAUGCCGGCGACGUCUGACCCUCUACCCCAGCUUCUCCGAGUGCUUCCACAAGCGGAAUGAAGCCAAGCCCUGUGAGUGUCGCUGCCUGGCAUCCACACUCUGCGAGAUGAUGAACUACUCCAGGAAGCGACUUUAG
Molecule: messenger RNA, 877 nt
Organism: Drosophila obscura
Lineage: Eukaryota; Metazoa; Arthropoda; Insecta; Diptera; Drosophilidae
Exons: 1
Coding region: 107-877 (256 amino acids)
Source: RefSeq, a predicted model, not a curated record